Molecule: messenger RNA, 2321 nt
Organism: Rattus norvegicus (Norway rat)
Lineage: Eukaryota; Metazoa; Chordata; Mammalia; Rodentia; Muridae
Source: RefSeq, a predicted model, not a curated record
UUUUUUCGGGUAACACAAUUAGCAUGAGAGCACAAGCCCUACCCUUUGUCCACUAAAAAGGCCUUUUCUUUCUAUUAUACACUGAACACAAUUAUAACAGUUAUGUAAACUAUGAGGUAUAAUAUAUGCUUAAAACGUCUAGUCCAUCAAUUUUCUCAAUUUAGAUAAAGGACUUUACCAUCUAUCCUAACUUAAAGAGUUUACAAUUUUAUACCUGAAUUAGAUUCUGCUUUUAACUUGUAUUACAAUCUGAAAACUAUCCUUUCAAGUCUUCCUCAGUGUCAAACAGCCUAGGUUUGAUUAUCAGACUAUAGUUAGUCUUUAACCCCAUCAGAAAUUCAAGAACGAAUUAAAUGUGGCCACAUCUAGGUCUGCACCAGGCGCGUCAAGGUGAGCUAGAGCCAAGAUGGCUGUCCUCUCUAAGGAAUAUGGAUUCGUGCUUCUCACUGGUGCCGCCAGCUUUAUGAUGGUGCUCCACCUAGCCAUCAACCUGGGCAAAGCCCGCAAGAAGUACAAGAUAGAGUACCCUGUCAUGUACAGCACAGAUCCUGAGAAUGGGUAUAUGUUCAGUUGCAUUCAGCGCGCCCACCAGAACACGUUGGAGGUGUACCCUCCCUUCCUAUUCUUCCUAACCGUGGGAGGUGUUUACCACCCGCGCAUAGCUUCUGGCCUGGGCGUGGCGUGGAUUAUUGGGCGAGUUCUUUACGCAUAUGGCUACUACACAGGAGACCCUAGCAAGCGAUAUCAAGGAGCUGUGAGCUCUCUUGCCCUCUUUGCCCUGAUGGGCACAACCGUGUGCUCUGCUUUCCAGCAUCUCGGCUGGAUUAAACCCGGCCUAGGCAGUGGGUCCAGAUCCUGCCACUGAGGAAUGGGAGGCCUUUCACCUCUCAGUCACCUUCAACGACCUGCCCUUACUUCCAGCUCCACUGUUUUUUAAAUAUAAUAAGAACUUAUCUGGCGUCAGCCUCAUAAAAAAAAUGUGGCCACAUCUGGGUUAAAGGUUUCGACAGAGAAAAGACCCCAUGGACAGACCGUAUGGACCCAAAAGCUCACCGUCAAACAAGGAUUGUUAUGUCAAGUAGGUUAGAGGCCUGCUGUGGUCUCUUUGGAUCAAAAUCAAGGUGUUGGGAGGGCUGUGUUCCUUCUGGAGUCUCAAGAGGAGAGUGUUUGAUGCCUCUCUGAGCUCUAGGGACAGUGCUGCCACAUUCCCCUGCUGUGGCUCCUUCCUUUACAGUGAUUCAGGAUCUUAGCAUCGCUCACUCAUGCUCGUGUGACCUCUCCGCAAUAAGAACCUUGUGGUUGGCUAACUUGUACCCACUUGACAACUCAUGAUGAUCUCAUAGAUGGGUAGCAGCCUUAAUUUCAGCUGCAACCUAAAUUCCACAUUGCUGUGUAAUGUAGCUUAUUCACAGAUUCUAAAAUACAGACAUGGCCAGAUCUAGCAUUCAAGUUGAUCUGAAUAAAAAACGGUUGUUCUUCAGUAAUGUUAAUAAUAAUGAUUAAUGCCAAAAGAAUCAAGUGCACAUUUCAACCGUAUUCUAGGUACUUUAUACUUAUUAAUUACUGUUGCUGUAAAAUUAUAAAAAACGCUGUCUUUUACCCCACAGUAGGUCUGGCACUGCAGUGCCCCAAGAUAUCUGGUGGAUAUCUUCAUCUCAGUCAGCAAAGCCUCUCACUGGAUCUGCUCCAUCCCGUAUCACACUGCUGAUGGCUUGUCUCUGAGCCUGGCAGCAAUCUCUCUACCCAUCUAGUUCCCAAGGCAGGUUGCCACCAUGCCAAACAUAUACAUCCCAAUUCUGUGAUGACCUAGUGUCUCCAGCUGCCACACACUCUCUUGAACUUAAAUCACCACACGAAAGAACACACAGCACAAUAACCUCUGAUCUAAUUGAUAAGAUAUGAUUGCCCACCUAGACAUACAAAGCCCUGUACACAUCCAUCCCUUAAGAAUAUUCAUAACAACCUGUAAAUGUGCAGAGAGGAAUCUUAACAUCUGCCUCCAUGUUCUCUCUGCUGCUUCUCCAGCCUGCUCCAGUCUCCUCCUCUCUCUAAAACUUUUCUCCCACCCAUUCUUCCUUCUUGUUCAAUAACAGGCCUUGUUCUAUCUUGUACCUGCCUUCACCUGUAUGACAUCCUACAAUUUACCAUCAGUUUUAAUGACAUAUAUACCUUAGCUAUGCCUGUUUUAUAAAUGAAACCAAAGAAAAUAGAUUUGUUUUUAUUUUUUCAAUGCUAGAGAUCAACACAGGGCUAUUUCUCUACAGACUUAGCCCAGAAAAAGAAAUUUUAAAUAGCUUUCAAAGUCGUACUGAACCCAGACA